UGAUGAUCUUCCCCCCGUUGAUUUUUUUUUUUAAAAAAAAAAAGUGAACACACUUCCCUAAAUAUCUCUAAUCAUCCUUCAAAUGUCAUCUUUGAGCUUAAAUCUAUCAUCAUACCAUAAAACCUACUACUGAUGAAACAUGUGCAUAUCAUCUAUGAUUAUCUUUUUCAUUAAACUAUCAAAGCAUAUUUUCCACCGAAAAAGUCGCACCAAAGUAUCAAAAGGGAGGAUAUACAUUCCCAGUAUAUCCUUUUUUUUUAUCCUUACGUUUUGUAAAACCAUUUCAUCAAGAAUUAAUGUCACAAGGGGAAAUAUGUGUAUAGAUCAUGGAUUGAAAAAUAAUAGGUUCCUUCUGUUGUUGAUGAUUUUUUUAUAUUUCUUUUUCAAAAGAUAAUGCAAUUUAUAAAUAGUGGUGAGGAUGAUUCUAUAAUGAUCCUUUAAUGAUGUUGUGGC
Molecule: messenger RNA, 453 nt
Organism: Halteromyces radiatus
Lineage: Eukaryota; Fungi; Mucoromycota; Mucoromycetes; Mucorales; Cunninghamellaceae
Exons: 1
Coding region: 140-394 (84 amino acids)
Source: RefSeq, a predicted model, not a curated record